ACAAGAUGGCGGCGGCGGCGCCCGCGGCGGCCGAGGAGGACACGGAGCUGCGGGACCUGCUGGUGCAGACGCUGGAGAGCAACGGCGUCCUGGCCCGCAUCAAGGCCGAGCUCCGCGCGGCGGUGUUCCUGGCGCUGGAGGAGCAAGAAAAAGUGGAGAACAAAACCCCUUUAGUCAACGAGAGCCUGAAAAAGUUUCUGACGACGAAAGAUGGCCGGCUGGUGGCCAGCCUCGUCGCGGAGUUUCUUCAGUUUUUCAACCUUGACUUCACCUUGGCGGUUUUUCAGCCGGAAACCAGCACGCUCCAUGGCCUUGAAGGGCGGGAGAACCUGGCCCGGGACCUGGGCAUCAUCGAGGCGGAGGGCACCGUGGGCGGCCCCCUGCUGCUGGAGGUGAUCCGGCGCUGCCAGCAGAAGGAGCGGGGCCCGAGCGGCGGGGAGGGCGCCCUGGACCUGUCCGACCCCCAUUCUCCGCCCAGGUCGCCGGAGGGAAGAGCAGGCUCCCACAGCAGCCCCAGCAAGAUACCCAGGUACACAGGACAAGGUAAGAAGACGACCAGCGGGCAGCGGCCUGGUGCCAAGAAAGCGGGCAGCGAGGCCAGUCAGAGCGACACGAGCCUCUCCUCGGAGUCCAGGAGCAGGUCCGGCCUGCACCCCAAGGCCCCGGAGACGGAGAAGGGCCCCCUCCCCAGCAUUGGGGGCCUCGGCAGUGGGGACCGGGUCUCCCUGCAGGAUGGCGGCGACACAGAGGCCGACCCCUUCUUCGACGACCCCGUCCCCAGACCCGAGGAGGCCUGCGGGUGGAGGAGUGAGCCUGGCAAGCAAGCGGGCGGCCUGGCCUCGCUCUCGGACGCCCCGCCUUUGAGAGGCGGGCUCAGCUCCCUGACAGGGACGCUCUCCCUGCACGACUCCGAGGGCAAGCGGAGGACGUCCUCGCGGGAGCCGAAGCCGGCCGCUGAGAAAGGCGUGCCCCUUGCAGCAGGCACAGCCGAGGACGAGGACUAUGCCGACGACUUCAACAGCACCAGCCACUGCUCGGAGAGGAGCCAGCCGAGCGUCGGCGAGGAGGUCGAGGAGGACCUGUCCGUGGACAUCGACGACCUCAGCACCAGCGACAAGCUGGAUGACCUGACCCAGGACCUCACCGUGUCCCAGCUCAGUGACGUCGCGGAUUACCUGGAGGACGUCGCGUAGACGCGGGCACGUGCUCCACCUGCCAGGACCAGGGCUCCGCGCUUGUUUCUGGUUUUGGGGUUUUCUUGGCGGGCCCCUGCCGGCGCCGGCCCUCUGGGUGCCUUGUGCCUCGAGACUGCAGAAGAGAUUCUUAAAACUCGGCGUCGUCCCACCGAACAGCCCUGCCGCGCGGUGUGGCCCUGCCUGUCCGGCUGCGCUUGGGGAGGCCAUGGGGCACGUGGGGGGUGGCGGCGGGGCUCUCGGCGAUCCCGCGCACGUGGCUGCGGGGCAAGGUGACACUUGCCGGCCACGGGCUCCACCGCCCAGGUCUGCACCGUGGGCGCCCCGAGGCCUCUGCCGGGCGGGGCUGGCGUCCCUCUAUGCCUUGUGGCUUCUUCCGCACGGGCUGGUCGGCGCGAGAGGCCCCAGUACCGUGCUCCUGCGUGCCGGCGCCUGCUCAUCCUGGACGCCGGGGUGGCCCACGUGUCCCGGGGCGGCUGGCCGCCCGUCUUGUCCUGAAGGGGCACCGCACGCAACGCCAGCCUGACGUGAGCGGCCUCGGGGUCGCCUGUGUGCGGGGACGCUGUGUCCACCCUGGACUGCUCUGGGGGCGUGGGGGGCGAGCCCACGCCACAUCGCCGGCCGGCCGGCUCUGCCGCUGCCAUACGAGGGUGCCUCCCGCUGCUGAGCGCCCAGAGCAGCCAGGGCACGCGUCCCGCACGGGCGAGGGAGGCUUGCUGGCGUGGACGUGUGCGCGUCCCGCUUCAACCACGUGACGGCUUUUUAUUAAAAGUCCCCUUUGUUAAUAAAAGCAAGUGGACCUGGUUCCUGGC
Talpa occidentalis (Iberian mole) is the source of this 2005-nucleotide messenger RNA. It is a transcript of the gene CEP43, whose product is annotated as centrosomal protein 43. Bases 6 to 1193 code for a protein of 395 amino acids. Gene Ontology annotation, molecular function: protein binding. Gene Ontology annotation, cellular component: centrosome. The transcript is spliced from 13 exons. The record is from RefSeq and is a predicted model, not a curated record. Gene Ontology annotation, biological process: microtubule anchoring. NCBI's taxonomy places the organism in Eukaryota, Metazoa, Chordata, Mammalia, Eulipotyphla, Talpidae.